CUUCUUUGUUUAUGUAGUGGCAGGCACAAAGUAGGAACAAAGAAACCAAGAAUAAUGUGUAGGAACAACGCUACAUUGAAAACUUGUUUCAAACAGAAUAAGAUUCUUCAAUUCAAACAAGAAUCAUUUUGUAUCAUAAGAAAAAUGCUAACCAGCUCAUAAUCAUAAACCUUUUUACUUCUCAAAGUUUUAAAAUCCACUUUUAAUCCUUUGCUAGCUCAUUCAUAAUUUUGGACUUCAACACUAUCUCUCUCUCUCUCUCUGAUUAAUUUCAUGACAGUGAAGGAUUAUUGUAUGGUGAUGAGGAUCAAUAUUGAUUGCAAUGGUUGUUAUAGAAAAGUGAAGAGAGCCCUUCUUGAAAUGCCAGAGUUGGAGAGUCAUUUCCUAGAGAAGAAGCAAACCAAGGUAAUUGUGUGUGGGAGAUUCAUCCCUCAAGAUGUUGCAAUCAAGAUAAAGAAAAAGACUAAUAGAAGAGUUGAGAUAUUAGAAAUACAAAAUUUGAGUGAAAACAAUGAAGAAAAUGUUGAAGAACAGAAACCAGUACCUAAUAGCCCUCAAAAACCAAUUGAAAGAAACGUGUAUGGUUUGAUAGAAACAAAGAGAGAAUUGCCUGCUCUCAACCAUAGAGUUCACUAUACAAAUCGUUCUUUUUAAUCUUUUGAAUAUCACUGAAUUUUGUAACUAAUCCUUAUAGUAGUAAUUUUCACAAUUUAUA
Messenger RNA from Vicia villosa (hairy vetch), 715 nucleotides. RefSeq names its product heavy metal-associated isoprenylated plant protein 6-like. Gene Ontology annotation, molecular function: metal ion binding. NCBI's taxonomy places the organism in Eukaryota, Viridiplantae, Streptophyta, Magnoliopsida, Fabales, Fabaceae. The record is from RefSeq and is a predicted model, not a curated record. Bases 274 to 654 code for a protein of 126 amino acids. The transcript has 3 exons.